UUCGACUAUUUAGUGUAGUAAGCAUUUCAGUAGGUUUGUUGCUUUCGUGAGUGGAGUACGCACACGAAUGCACAAAGUAGAAGGCCACCAGGGAGCACAAAAUCACCACGAUUAGUAUACAACAACAAGGGCACUUCGUAGAUCUCAACUUUCCGGCCGAUUGCAGCUACACCCUGCCAAUAAGUGUUCGUGAUCACGUAGUGCGCGCAUCAAGUGCCAGUAGUGCGCAAGCGGAGCCCGCGCAUGCAUGGUCGCAAUUAGAAAGCGAGCGACCGCCCGCCGUUGAUUGCUAUUAAUGAGUUUAAUUAUUCGCCUCGUCAUCGGCGGCUGGAUGCGGGAGCGCUGCAGCUGAAAGAUCCGUGCGCGUGAGUUCGAGUCUUCGGCGGCGGCGGCGGCGGCGGAGUUGACACUUGGGGCGUGAAGGUCCGCAGGCGCGCGAGAUGACCGAAUACAAGCUGGUGGUGGUAGGCGCCGGCGGCGUCGGCAAGUCCGCGCUGACCAUCCAGCUUAUCCAGAACCACUUUGUCGACGAGUACGACCCGACGAUAGAAGACUCCUACCGCAAGCAGGUGGUGAUUGAUGGCGAAACGUGUCUGCUGGACAUCCUCGACACCGCCGGCCAAGAGGAGUACAGCGCGAUGCGUGAUCAAUACAUGCGCACAGGCGAAGGCUUCCUCCUUGUCUUCGCCGUUAACUCAGCGAAGAGUUUCGAAGAUAUUAGUCAGUAUCGCGAGCAGAUAAAACGCGUCAAGGACGCUGAAGAGGUGCCGAUGGUCCUCGUUGGUAACAAAUGCGAUCUCUCCGCAUGGGCGGUUGAUACAAACCAAGCUAGAGAAAUUGCAAAGCAGUAUGGUGUACCGUUCGUCGAGACGUCGGCGAAGACGCGGAUGGGCGUCGACGACGCCUUUUACACGCUCGUGCGCGAGAUCCGCAAGGAUAAAUCGAGCCGCAGCAAGAAGUCCAACAAGCUGAACCUGAACCGCGGCCGUGGUUCCUUCCCGUUCAAGUGUGUCAUUUUGUAGAGACAUGUGUAUGGGGAAUAUCAUUUCACGCGCAUGUUUUUACUGGAAACAACCCGCUAUUCUAUAUCGUUGAAGUUAGUGCGCUGAUGUGUGAUAAGUGCGUGCGGAGACUUUUUAAUCGUUAAUCGUUCGUUUUUAUGAGAUAUGUGCAGAGGAUCAGCCCCACGAAAUAAUUCAAACUCCGUUUCGGUCUUGUUCUGCAAUUCUAAUUGAAUAAUUCGCAAUAGUUUUAAAUGUGAAACCAUUUGUCAAUCCCCACAUAUUGCAUAACUACCUACAUAUUUUAGCUAGCUAGAUAGAUAGAUAUUGAACAUUGGAAUAAUGUAUUUUUUUAUUUAUAAGGAUGAUAAGUGUAGCAUGUGGCGGACGACUCUCACUGUGCAUUUGAUAAUGCUAUCAAUCGAUAUCCGCUGAUAAUACACACGAUGCGCUUGUGUUUUGUUUUGUGAAGGUGGAAUAUAAGCAAUCUACUCACACACCACACACAAGUCCACUCAACCAACACGAAACGCAACGUUUUGUAAAUUACUUUCCCCUUCUAGGUGGCGAACUUCAACUGAUUCAAAGUGCAUUGUAUAUAAAUCGUAUAAAUUUGUACCAAACAAAUAAGAUUCUAAUUAAAUUUAUGACUGUUACAAUGAUGACGGGCAAAAAGAAACACACAAACACGUUGUGAACACGUUGGGAGAAUUACGAUUACCAAUUGAACUUUCAAUAAUGUUAAAAUGAUUAUUAUAUUAAACUAUUCGAUAUAAUGUAAUUACUAUUACCGCGGGCGUGCCGUCGGGCUGCCUGCUAUUCUAUAUAUUUUCAAUAUUAUAUUAAUAACGCCAAGUGCAACUGAAAUAUGAGAAAACAACAAACUAUUAUAAACGCAUACGCAUAAACUACGCAUAAUUCAUUGAUUAUGGACAAAAAUAAUAAAGAUUUCAAGCAUA
Dalotia coriaria is the source of this 1960-nucleotide messenger RNA. RefSeq names its product ras-like protein 1. The record is from RefSeq and is a predicted model, not a curated record. The coding region runs from base 441 to 1022 and encodes 193 amino acids. Lineage: Eukaryota; Metazoa; Arthropoda; Insecta; Coleoptera; Staphylinidae. Gene Ontology annotation, biological process: Ras protein signal transduction; epidermal growth factor receptor signaling pathway. Gene Ontology annotation, molecular function: GTP binding; GDP binding; GTPase activity. Gene Ontology annotation, cellular component: plasma membrane. The transcript has 2 exons.